Molecule: messenger RNA, 1110 nt
Organism: Rotaria sordida
Lineage: Eukaryota; Metazoa; Rotifera; Eurotatoria; Philodinida; Philodinidae
Source: the annotation of a GenBank genome assembly
AUGCGUCCAAUACUUAGAAGUAAAUCUCUUGUAGAGACAACUCUGUCACAUUUACAUCUAAAGCAUAUUGAACAUCAACAUCAAACGAAUGAGCAACUACUUGAUAGAAUUGAUAAACUUCUCAAUCAAUUAUCAUCCGUGAAACCAUUUUGUCUUGAAGAACUUGAACAAUGGCAUCAAACAGCUUAUCAAUCUAUAGAUCAAUAUUGCAAAGAAAAACGUCAUGAUUUAAUUGAAAAACAACAAGAAAAACAUCAAAUAGAACUUCAUCAUCUUCAAAAUGAAGUUAAUCAAUUAACUAAAGAACAAGAUCUAACACAAAACCAAUAUAAUUUAAUUAAACAUAAUAUUCAAUUAGCCGAAAUAAAACUUAAUGAAUUUGAACAUUUUCGAUUAAGUCUUUAUCCAUUAAUUAUCAAUGAACAUCUUGUUGUUCAACAACAUAUCUUUCCUCUAUCUCAUCCUUAUCGAACUAUUCAUAUGACUAAUGGUAUUGAAAGUUCAAUGGCUGUUAAUGAUAAAUAUCUUCUUGUUAAUCGAGAAAAUACACAUCUAUGUUUACUCGAUCGAAAUUUAAAAAUUAUUAGUGACAUACCAUUUACACAUUAUAAUAUUCAUACAAUAGUAAUACUUGAUGCAAAUACAAUGUUAUUAGAAAAAUGUUCUAUUUCAUCUAAUGAAAAUUGGUCGCAUGGAACAAUUUCAGAAGAUACUUUAUUCUUAUCAACAGCAGAAAGGGAAUGGAAUUCAUCAGUAGCAUAUGAAAAAAAUGAAAUUAUUUGUGAUUUGAAAUAUAAAAAUAGCUUUCUUGCUAUUCCUAUUUUUAAUGAACAUAAAGAAGAAAGUUGUUUUGAUUUACGUUCGUCAACAACAUUUGAAUGUAUUUGGUCAGUUCAAAUUCAUGGACAUUGUCGUUGUUGUUCAAUUAAUGUUGAUCAAUGGUUAGUAAUGGAUCAUGAUCAUUGUCGAUUCUUUCAUAUUUCGGCUAAUGGAAAACUAAUAAAAUCGGAUAAAUACCAUCAACAUCAGCACCUUGAAGAUAUUCUUUCAUGGGAUGAAAAUGAUAUUGUCGUCUUAACCAAAAAAAGUGUUAAUUUGCAUAAACUUUAA